AUGUCAGGGCAGAAGAACAGCAGCGACUUCAAGGCCAUGAAUGUGGCAGAACUUAAAAAAUAUUUACAGGAUCGCGGCGUUUCGGUGAGCGGAUAUUUAAAACCUUCGCUGGUGGAAAUCGCUUCUGCAGUCGAAAGAAUGGUUUUACCCGUUGACCCAAACUUUGAAAAAGAUCAAACAAAUGAUGCGGGUACAUUAAUCAUUCAUGAUAUGGUAAUUCCUGAUCCACUUUCCCUGAAGACCGUGAACAACUUCAACUCUUCGCCGCCAUUUGGGUUGUUCGAUAUUUUUAACCAUUUAAUCUACCACUCCACCGAUUACGAUAAACAGGGGCUCGCCGCUUAUAAAUCAUUUGACGACUAUAGAUUAUUCAAUGACGGUUACGUGGAAUCCUUGCUUACUACUCAGUUAAAACACGAGGGAGUCCAUGUUUACGUUGCGAAAGUGAAGCCUUUCAUGAAGUUAAAGACGGACGAAGGAAAGGAGUACUACGAUCUCUGGUUUAUUCUAGAGGGCAGAGGGGCGAACCGCGGCAGUGUACUCCGAGCACGAUGUAAGUGUAAAGGCGGUCGAGAUGGGGGAUGUAAGCAUAUCGCAGCUGCCAUGUACGCUCUAGAGGAUUUGGUAAAUACCCGUGGUGAAGAUAGUGUAACGAGUGGCCCAUGUGUUUGGGUUAAGAGGCCAAGAGCGAAUACACAAGCGUGUGAAGUAAAAGAUCUUAUCAUUGAGAAAGGCAAAAAACCUUCCCACAAAAAGAGAAAACGCAAACAAGUUUACUGUCAAAACAUCGACACAGAUGUCCGUGCCCCUGAAGACACAAAUCCAAAAGAUGAGGAAAAUCUAAGGAAGUUUACCAAACGAAUUUGCCACUUAAAACAUACACCUGUCAUUUUGCCCCUGUUUAAAAAACUUUAUGGCUCUCCAGAAAAAGACACAAUCACAGGAGAACUUGGUCACUCUAACCAUAAUCGGCCAAAAACCGGUAUAAUGAGGGCUAAGCUCCUGGAGAUUUUAACUAAUGAUCCCAAAACCUCAACAGAAGAAAUUGUCAAGGUAUUGUCUUUCAGUGAUUCUGAACGAAAGCAGGUUGAGAGAACAACCACCAAGCAAUGGCAAUGUGAAGAGUGGUACCUUCAUAAGACAGGGUUUAUCACAGCCUCAAAGUGCAAAAGAGUUUUUACCCGCCAGGAAACGCUUGAGAAAAACCCAGCUGAAAAUGCCAAAAAGUUGAUAGAAGAAAUUGGUCUUGUAAAGUCAUGUCCACCGCCCAUCCAGGAGGAAAGAGAACCACAAAAUGCCAGGGAGUGGGGGUUGCUACAUGAAGAGAGUGCUUGCAAGGCAUAUCAACGUGUUGCAGGCCACAAUCAUCACAAGCUAAAGCUCAUCCCAAAAGGCUUUUUAAUCUCCCGGUCCAAGCCUUUCCUUGGUGCUAGUGUGGACAAUAUUCAGAAAUGCCAGUGUUCUGAUGGUUGCCCAGUAAGAGUGGUUGAAUACAAAUGCCCUUGGAAACACAGGGAUCUGCACCCAAAACAAGCCUUCUUAACCCCAGAAAUUGGUGGUAUUCAAAAUGGAAAUAAGUUUGCACUAAAAUCUACUUCAAAUUAUUACUUUCAAGUACAACUUCAAAUGUUUGUAAGCGGCCUCACCUUGUGCAUCUUUGUUGUGAGGACCAACAAGGGAAUCUUCACUGUUGAUGUACCCUAUGAUCCAAGCUUCAUGUCUGUUGUCUGUGCAAAGCUGGAGAAGUUCUGGACAAGUCAGGUACUCCCUUUCCUAAUAACUGACGUUUCCACGACAUCCUUGCCAGGUAAGUAUUUAUUACAAAGAUUUAAGCCCUAACUUAUUACAUCUAACUUUAUAGUAAUAAUUACUCCAGUCAUUCGGGAGUUUUCUUCUAAUUUACAGUUCAUGCCUGACCCCAUGCUCAGAAUGUUCUUUUUUGUUGUUGUUUUUUUGGGGGGUCUCCCAACGCAGGUUCAUCACAAGAAGCAUUUUGCUCUUCCCAAGAUUCCACCAUUUCAGAGCAAUACAUUAACAGCUCUGCACAGCAGCCCUGUAGCCACUCAGAAGCAGAUGUCAUGACCACUUCACAAGAUAAAAGCCCUGCUGCAGCUACUACUGGCACCUCACAAAGUCCCUUAUAUAUAGAUUUGUCCCAGUGCAGUACCCCUACCCCACCUACAGAGAGUGUGGAAAUCUCUGGACUUCAAAUCUACAAGGAUGAUGUCGAAACUAUUCAACCAAAGGCCAUGAUUACUGAUACCAUAGUUUUGUUUUUGUUCAAGUAAGAAUUUUCUUCACAUAACUGUAAGGUAUAAAAUAAUGUACUAAAGGCAUCUCUUAGAUGGCUUCACCUGGUACUAAUGGAGCAUCAUGCUAUACAGCAAUUAAUUUCUUGUUUAUAAUUAACUGUGGAAUCUUUGAGCCACACAAUAAUGUUAUUAAUAUGGAUACCUAAUGCAAAUGAUAAUUUGUAUUGUGAUUUCAGGCAACUACCUCAGAUACAUCCCAUUGUCAGUUCCUUUUUCUAUACCACCUUAUGUGGGGAACAAGAUGUUGGACCCACCACCUCAAGGUAAUGAUAUCGAAUUCUAAUAAUUUCUUUCGUUCAAUUGCUCACAUUAUAUACAAUAAAGUAAAAAUAUUAAAUUCUUCUAUUACUUAAUAAUAUUCCUGUUAUUAAUUUCAGAAUGGUUCGCCAAACAUCAGCAAAGAAGUUUUUUAAGGCAGAGCUGCUGAACAGAAGAUAUGUGUUCAUUCCAAUCAAUAGAAGGUUAUUAUCAUUAUUGUAUUCCAUGAAUAAUUUCAGUGCAAUAAAACAUAAUACAAUGGCUAUUUGUUGUAACAGUGAUUUGAGGUAAAACUGCAUGAAAUUGAAUCUUAUAAUAAUUUUAUAAUAGAUAAUUUUUAGCUUUUAAAUUACCUCAAAUUAAUUAUUAUGAGUAACAUAUAUUUGCUAUAUUUUUUCCUCAGUUUACAUUGGCUGCUGGCUGUCUUAACCCCAUGGUAUGCAUUUCAGGAUAUUUCAAAAAGAUGUAUAUAUAAUUUUUCUUCCACAUUCAUAACAGACGUUCCAUUGUACAUUUAAUCCCUAUUACUUUUAUGUUUUUUUACUGGAUUUUAUAUUACAUCUUUAAUUAUUGUAUCCAUCAUUAGCUGCCAUUUUUGUUCAAUUGUAGGCACUUUUUGAUACUGGACUCAUUGACAUGGGACAUAAGCACAAGGCAUGAAGAAAUACACAAUAUUAACAGGUAUAGAAUUUAUCUCCACAAAAUACACUGUAAGCUUUAUAUAGAGGAAGUGAAAAAUUUGCUUUGUACAUUAUUAUAAUGACAUCUUAAUUUCCAAUUUUUUGGCUUUUUGAAAUACUUCAAACCUUAUAGUUUCUUGGAUCACCUAUGUGCUGCACACAGUAUAACCUCCAUGACAAGCCAACGAUCAAAUUAUGUGCUUAAGGUACGUAAUGACAUAAUUAAGAACUGAACUGACCGGUUCAUCUCUGAAGGGGCCAGUUAACUAUAUAUGUGCUGCCUGGUAACAAUGAACUAACAGUUGCGUCGAUAGUAUUGUCAAAAUUAAUGGAAUAAUGUUUUCUUUCCAGGUACCACAACAGUUGCCAGGAAGCAACAACUGUGGAUUUCACAUAUUCAUGUUUGCUGACCAUUUUUUAAAGGUACAGUACAGGGGUAAAAUCACUUUAUAUUACCACCAAAAUUUCGAUUUCAUGUUAGUAGUUUCUCUUGACUUUCAUUAAUGUAAAGGCACAUUCAUUUUUGCUAUUCUAUAGGACCUGAAGGUGUACGAAAGUGAUCCGAAUGGAUAUUUCAAUGCUGAACAUCAGUGGUUUGAUCCGAAAGAUGCCGAAACCAAGAGGACAUUGACAAGGACUCAUUUGGAAGCUCUUUUUCAGUGA
Messenger RNA from Porites lobata, 3913 nucleotides. Lineage: Eukaryota; Metazoa; Cnidaria; Anthozoa; Scleractinia; Poritidae. The record is from the annotation of a GenBank genome assembly.